Syzygium oleosum is the source of this 895-nucleotide messenger RNA. RefSeq lists its product as uncharacterized. Lineage: Eukaryota; Viridiplantae; Streptophyta; Magnoliopsida; Myrtales; Myrtaceae. The coding region runs from base 147 to 740 and encodes 197 amino acids. The record is from RefSeq and is a predicted model, not a curated record. The transcript has a single exon.
CAUUUGGUACCAAAUCCUAUAUAAACACCACCUUAUCAUUUCAGUUCCUCACAGCUUCUCCAAUCUCCAAAGUCAUUCAGACAACCAAACCUCAUUGACAGCACAAAACCAUAGAAGAGAGCCCCUUUUUUUCCUUCCAUCUAGCAAUGACAAAAACCGACCACGAAUCGCUGCAACAAAUGGACGAGGAGGCCAAGCGCAAGAAGAGGAUGAAGUGGACGAUCGGCAUCAUCGCCUUUGUUAUCUUUCAGGUAGUCCAAGCUCUCUUCUUUGUGCUGGUUAUUAUGAAGUUCAAGUCCCCCAAGUUCAGGGUCGGCGAGUUCGAUGUCCAAACCUUGAACGUCGGGACUCAGGCCUCGCCCUCAUUUGACAUGAGCUUCGUCGCCCCGAUCCGUGUCAAGAACACCAACUGGGGUCCCUUCAAGUAUGACGCUUCUACUGUUAGCUUCACCUAUGGAGGCGUCCAAGUGGGACAAGCGAUCAUUCCAAAGAGCAAGGCCAACUUCAAAUCCACCAAGAAGAUUGAUGUGAGUGUGACAUUGAGCUCUGCGAAUUUGCCAAGCACAUCGAAUCUUGGGAACGAGUUGAGUUCAGGAAUCAUAACAUUGAACAGCCAAGGCGAGCUCAAAGGGAAGGUGACGGUCAUGUUCAUGUUCAAGAAGACGAAGACCUCCCAAAUGAAUUGCACCAUGGCCAUUGAUACAUCAACCAAGGCAGUCCAGUCCUUGACAUGUAAAUGAGGAUGCAAGAGCGUGUGAUUCUCCGUUAGACGGCUUGUGCUUUGUCACAAACAUUUUGUGGAUUAGAUAAGAUUUGUAAUUCUACCUAUUCUUUCUGUCAUUUGUUAUCACCUUGCUUCUGUUGGAAUUUCACGCAUUUAUUGUUGAAUUGAGGA